Rhodamnia argentea is the source of this 739-nucleotide messenger RNA. RefSeq names its product protein NTM1-like 9. Gene Ontology annotation, molecular function: DNA binding. Lineage: Eukaryota; Viridiplantae; Streptophyta; Magnoliopsida; Myrtales; Myrtaceae. The record is from RefSeq and is a predicted model, not a curated record. Gene Ontology annotation, biological process: regulation of DNA-templated transcription. Bases 1 to 708 code for a protein of 235 amino acids. The transcript is spliced from 5 exons.
AUGGAGCGAUUUCAGGUGGGAUUCAGAUUUCUUCCGACCGAGGAAGAACUCGUUAGCAGCUACCUUAAGAGCAAGGAACUUGGAUACGUCGACAAUUGCGUCAUCCCUGAGCUUGAGGAUUUCUAUGCAUGGGAUCCUUGGGAUUUACCUAGAUUGUAUCAAAGGAUAUCGAAUAUUCCGUCGGAUGGGUUGGAUUGGUACUUCUUCUGCCCUUCUCCUUACCUAGCCCAGGGUAGGGAUCGCAUCAAAAGGCAGACAAGAAGCGGUAAAUGGAAGAUCACCUGCCAAAAGGAUGACAUAAAGACUCGAGACACCAAGGCUUUAAUAGGCACCAAGAGGAUUUUGGUCUUUAAAAAGGGUCGCGCCAAGACGGGAUGGGUCAUGCAUGAGUAUCAUUUGAAUCCGAAACUUCUUGAUGGAUACUCCUCAACCUUCCAGAUACCAUACAUCCUUUGUCGCUUGAAGAGGAAACCAGGUGAAAGCUUGGAAAUUUCCCCAAGUUUUGAAGGAGGUUCCUGUGCAACUGAUGACACUCCAGUUGCUUCUCAACAUGAGGACACAGAUCAGGAGUCAUCGUUCCAAGAAACCGUGGAAUCACUCCCUCAAUUUCAGGCGCUUGGCAACCACCUACCGAGCUACAGCUCGUAUCGCUCUUUCGAUCCGCAGCCCUUGGUGUACGACAGCGGCCAGGACAAUGAUUUUUGGUGAGCAUUGGAACGUGGAGAGCACCACCAUUAGC